UUCCUGCAUUCCAACGAGAAGAUCAUUUGACAAAACUCUCUCAAUGCUUCUCACGCAUCUGAGAACGGGUUGUUGUCUUUCGGGUAGACCUGGCAAUAUGACCGAGGCUGCGUGAUGGACUCCAGGCAAAACCAGCUAGCCAGCCACGUAGGUCGGAAAUAGCUCCAGAGGGGCAAGACCUGUGUCACUGCAGACUCGUCCCUGUACCAUGCCUAGCGACGGAAAGACAACGAGCCUCAUGACCUUUGCUACAAAUUAAAAUCCACGAGACCGGAACAUCUUUCUGGAAGAUUCGCUCGUAUAUGCCCAUGGGUCAUGGACGAAGCAAUCUAAUACAACCGGGUUUCGAAACCACUGGGUGCAGCUGUAUGGCGGAGAUGGAUCUCUCAGGAGGAUCGUCCGACCUCAGUACCGUAUGCCACUCCUCGUACAUGAAAGGUACGAUCUACGGAUGCGCGACAUGUGUCCGUGAGGUGACUCGUGAUACAACCACGACGCCGUAUGUGAGUCUCGAGAUAUGGCUGCGAGUGUUGAUCCACAGCUUUGCCUUUGCGCAUACGAGGCUUGUCACUCUCCGUCGAAUAGAAUUGAGGGCUAAGACUCUGCUGCCAAUAAGGUCAACUAGCCAUAGUACGUCUCCAUAUGCCUAUCCGUUCAUCACUUCAUACACUAUCCCCUUGAGGCAAAGAUCCCGGAUGUCGUGGCGCACAGAUCUCCGCAAUACCCCAGACUACCCCACGAUGGGGUCACGACUAGGGACGGUUCAUCUACCCUUCAUUACUCUGGCACUUUUAGCGUCUUUUCACACUCCCGACGUCCCGUCAUUCUUACGGUAUUGGUGAGAACGACCUAGGGGACUGUCAAGGAUGCAGAUCUUCUGCGCCUUGCAAUUAUCAACGGUCAUAUGGGUACUUGUGCAAAGUACCUUGGAUAG
Messenger RNA from Alternaria alternata, 934 nucleotides. RefSeq lists its product as hypothetical. The record is from RefSeq and is a predicted model, not a curated record. NCBI's taxonomy places the organism in Eukaryota, Fungi, Ascomycota, Dothideomycetes, Pleosporales, Pleosporaceae. The coding region runs from base 303 to 842 and encodes 179 amino acids. The transcript is spliced from 2 exons.